ACUAGUUUGUUGGCAGCGCCCGUGCGGUUCGGCUACGGGAUCGCGGCCGGGACUGGUGAGCCGGCCGGGGGCGGCGGCAGCGGCGGGGACUGCAGAGCCUGUGGGGCCGCACGAGUUCCUCUGUUUAUCCGAGCCCUUGCCUUUCCUGGACUCACUUUGAAGACCAGUUUGGCCUCGAACUCACAGACAUCCACCUCCUUCAGUGUCACGAGUGCUGGAAUUAAAGGUUGGUACACGAUGUCAGUCAGUGUUCACGAGACCCGCAAGUCGAGGAGCAGCACGGGCUCCAUGAACAUCUCAGUCUUCCACAAGGCUUCACACCCUGACUGUGUGCUGGCCCACCUCAACACUCUGCGCAAGCACUGCAUGUUCACGGAUGUCACACUCUGGGCUGGUGACCGAGCCUUUCCUUGCCAUCGUGCGGUGCUGGCUGCCUCCAGCCGAUACUUUGAGGCCAUGUUCAGCCACGGCCUGCGGGAAAGCCGGGAUGAUACGGUCAACUUCCAGGACAACCUGCACCCCGAGGUGUUGGAGCUGCUGUUGGACUUUGCCUACUCUUCUCGCAUCGUCAUCAAUGAGGAGAACGCGGAGUCACUACUAGAGGCUGGUGACAUGCUGCAGUUCCAUGAUGUCCGGGAUGCAGCUGCUGAGUUCCUGGAGAAGAAUCUUUCCCCCUCCAACUGCCUUGGCAUGAUGGUGCUGUCUGAUGCCCACCAGUGCCGACGGCUCUACGAGUUCUCAUGCCGAAUGUCCCUGGUGCAUUUUGAGACGGUGCGGCAGAGCGAGGACUUCAACAGUCUCUCUAGGGACACGCUGUUGGACCUCAUCUCCAGAGAUGAGCUGGAGACUGAGGAUGAGCGCGUGGUCUUUGAGGCCAUCCUGCAGUGGGUGAAGCAUGACUUAGAGCAGAGGAAGGCUCACCUGCCCCUGCUCCUGCGUAACGUGCGACUGGCCCUGCUGCCCUCAGACUGCCUGAAGAAUGCCGUAUCUGGAGAGGCCCUCCUCAUGGCGGACGAGUGCACCAAGCUCAUCUUAGACGAGGCCUUCCGCUGCAAGACCAAGAUCUUGCUGAAUGAUGGUGUGGUCACCAGUCCCUUUGCCCGGCCUCGCAAGGCAGGUCACACACUGCUCAUCUUGGGAGGCCAGACCUUCAUGUGUGACAAGAUCUACCAAGUGGACCACAAAGCCAAGGAGAUUAUCCCCAAGGCAGAUCUGCCAAGCCCCCGGAAGGAGUUCAGUGCUUCAGCGAUUGGUUGCAAGGUCUAUGUGACUGGAGGCAGGGGCUCUGAGAAUGGAGUCUCUAAGGAUGUCUGGGUGUAUGACACUGUCCAUGAGGAAUGGUCUAAGGCCGCCCCUAUGCUGAUUGCCCGCUUUGGCCAUGGCUCAGCCGAGCUGGAGAACUGUCUCUAUGUGGUGGGGGGGCAUACAUCCCUAGCAGGUAUUUUCCCUGCCUCCCCUUCUGUCUCCCUGAAGCAAGUAGAGAAAUAUGACCCUGGGGAUAAUAAGUGGACUAUGGUGGCCCCCAUGAGAGACGGUGUCAGCAAUGCUGCAGUGGUGAGUGCCAAGCUGAAACUCUUUGUGUUUGGAGGGACCAGCAUCCACCGAGAUAUGGUGUCCAAAGUCCAGUGUUUUGACCCCUCGGAGAACCGGUGGACAAUCAAAGCAGAGUGUCCCCAGCCCUGGCGAUACACAGCCGCCGCUGUCCUGGGCAGCCAGAUCUUCAUCAUGGGAGGUGAUACAGAGUACACAGCAGCUUCAGCCUACCGCUUCGACUGUGAGACCAACCAGUGGACGCGGAUUGGGGACAUGACAGCCAAACGCAUGUCCUGUCAUGCCGUGGCUUCAGGCAACAAGCUGUAUGUGGUGGGAGGCUACUUUGGGACCCAGAGGUGUAAGACCCUGGACUGCUAUGACCCUACUUCAGACACAUGGAACUGCAUCACCACUGUGCCCUACUCUCUCAUUCCCACGGCCUUUGUUAGCACCUGGAAGCAUCUGCCUGCAUGAAAGGCACCUUUGGAGCCCAGCCAGACUGCGUGGUUCCUCCUGCCUGGGCCAGAAGCUGACAGCUCCAGCCCCAGGCGGCAGCAGCUCAAGCUGUCCUUAACUCUAGGCAGAGAAAUGAAGUUCUCCAGCGUCACCUGUGCUCUGGUGUCCAAAGCUGGCAGCGGCUCGUGUGGAGAGAAGCGUCCAGAGGCACGGGCUGGCACCAGCAACCAACGACAUUUGUGCAGAGCCUUGAGGCUGAUUGUCACCCAGGCCUGGCAAUGGCUACCAGGGAAGAGCAGGGGUCCCUUGGCCCAGCAGCACAGCCUUUGACUGUAGGGCUGCCUGUGGGAGGUGGGAAUGUUUCUCCAUAGUCUCCUGGACAUCAGGGAGCAUAGUCUAACUGAAGACAUAUUUUAUAAGGGACAGAACCCCCAGGGCAACCCGGCCUCAGAUGGUACCCACAAGGCUUCAUCAACAGAUGGUACCAGACCCCUAAGGUCAAGGGGAGAUGGCCUGUGUGCCCUCUGUCAAGCACUAGCUCCCCCUCCUAAGAGGCGACUUCUGGGAAGCUUCCAUGGACAUAGGGCAGAUGCCUGUGACCAGCCAGACACUGCUAAGAGUCCCCCAGCAGGACUCUAGGUCCCCCAGCGCUGGUAGGGGUCUGAUGCUUGCCCUCCUUAGAGGCACAGAAGAGCAGCAUGAUAUACCUGCCAGUAGUACUGGGCCUCUUUUCUGGACACCCACCUGCCUUAGUCCUGUGUCCUGCCUGCUCCAUAAGAGGGCAGUCAUGAGUCGAAUGGCAGAGGGACUCCCACGGUCACUGCAGUUUGCACAGAGGUUGUAUUGCUGUCAUUGUGGAUCUAGGACCAAGGCUCCCAUCAUGCCUGCUAUCCUCCUUGGCACCAGCUGGCAGCCUGAAUCCUGUCUGAUUUUCUUCCUUGAGCUCAGAAAGAAGGAUCCGAAGAAACUUCCCAAAUGUGUUUCUCAAGGAUUCCUCCCCAGUGUCUCCCCGGCAUUAGGUUUUCGGAGACACUUUCUUCUUAUGCCAGUGUGGAUACCAGGCUCAUCCCUUGUUUGUCUAGUGCUCUUGGUUUCCGGCACAGGAUGGGGAGUGUUCCAUCGUUGGUGGCUUCCCAUUACUGCAUCAGGACGGAGCAUCCAGAGUGGGUUCUGAUCUGGACGGAAGUGGAGUUGCAGUACAGACCAGUUUGGUCAGCCUUCAAGGUCCUCACAGCUCAGCCUACUACUGCUGGCGUAGGUGACUUAGUCACACACUGGCCCUCAUCUGAGGUCCAGCUGGCUUCCCAUUCCACCUCAGGGACAGUCUUGCUGGAGAAUUACUGGCUCCUGGCCUGUGGACUAUGCCAUCUGCACUAAUCGGUCUGCACAGCACAGAGGACCUAGCCAUGGUGCUUGCCUGAGCAUGGGUGUUGCUUUUAUUAGUUUCUAACUUAAUAAAAGUGCGGACAUUCUUGAUC
Messenger RNA from Mus musculus (house mouse), 3467 nucleotides. RefSeq names its product kelch-like 25 (gene Klhl25). Lineage: Eukaryota; Metazoa; Chordata; Mammalia; Rodentia; Muridae. Gene Ontology annotation, cellular component: Cul3-RING ubiquitin ligase complex; cytoplasm. Gene Ontology annotation, molecular function: ubiquitin-like ligase-substrate adaptor activity. Gene Ontology annotation, biological process: ubiquitin-dependent protein catabolic process; regulation of translational initiation; protein ubiquitination. The record is from RefSeq and is a predicted model, not a curated record. Bases 238 to 2007 code for a protein of 589 amino acids. The transcript has 4 exons.